Messenger RNA from Crotalus tigris (Tiger rattlesnake), 4531 nucleotides. It is a transcript of the gene RCAN2, whose product is annotated as regulator of calcineurin 2. The record is from RefSeq and is a predicted model, not a curated record. Lineage: Eukaryota; Metazoa; Chordata; Lepidosauria; Squamata; Viperidae. Gene Ontology annotation, molecular function: nucleic acid binding; calcium-dependent protein serine/threonine phosphatase regulator activity. Gene Ontology annotation, cellular component: nucleus; cytoplasm. Bases 98 to 598 code for a protein of 166 amino acids. Gene Ontology annotation, biological process: calcium-mediated signaling. The transcript has 4 exons.
UCUCUGAAGGAGCAUCUUGAUCAGUUAGGAGUUAGAAAGCUCUUUUAUUUUCUUGACUCUGGGGCUACAUAAGCUCUUGAUUUAUGUCAGGAAGGAGAUGCCAGCCCAUGACAUGGACUGUGAUGUCUCUUCUCUAGUUGCCUGUGUAGUGGAUAUAGAGGUAUUUACCAACCAAGAUGUUAAGGAGAAAUUUGAGAGCUUGUUCCGUGCUUAUGAUGACUGUGUGACAUUUCAGCUGUUUAAAAGUUUUCGACGCAUAAAAAUUGACUUCAACAACCCCAAAUCAGCUGCUAAUGCUAAAACAGAACUUCAUGAAACACAGUUCCAAGGGAAGAAAUUAAAGCUUUACUUUGCAAAGGUCCAGACUUUGGAGAAUGAUGGGGAAGCCUUCCACUUGGCUCCACCCCAGCCGUCCAAGCAAUUCCUCAUCUCCCCUCCAGCCUCCCCUCCUGCAGGUUGGCAAUCGAAAACUGAUGAUACACCAGUCAUCAAUUAUGACCUCCUGUAUGCUGUUUCUAAACUGGGACCAGUAUUUUUUCUUGAUUUCCAGGUGAGAAAUAUGAACUACAUGCAGGUACUGACUCCACUCCAAGUGUAGUUGUACACAUCUGUGACAGCCAUGCAACAGAAGAGGAGGCCCCAAACAAUAUACCAAAGCCACAAAUUAUACAGACUCGACGUCCUAGCCUCCCAUCCUCUAUGUGUAGUUGAUUUGCCCCAAGAAGAACAUAAUAUCUCUCAUUUUCUCCGAGUAGAAGUCAGCCAUGUCUCUCUGUGUAAUCCAGUAUUUAGUUUCUUAGCAUAUUCCCUGUAUGGUAAUGGAGCCUAAGCGACAACAGGGCUCAGAAUGUGCUUUGUAAUCAUUUUUAUGUCACAUUCCUGCACAUCAGAAGGAGAGAGGGGAUUAGGUGGAGGGAUUUUUGAAACUUCUUUAGGCUGCAACCUGGGAUAAAGUCAGCAAGCCUUUCUUUUAAGGAAACAUAUCAGAUUGUAUUGCACAAACCAAGAUUCUUUAAAUGUUAUUCAUUAAAUGGAGGUAUUAAUGUUGGAUGUGUUGUUCUGAUCAAUAGUCCUCACAUGUUCCAAAGCAUAUUUCUAUAAAUAGGUUUUUCUUAUAUUUACUGUACAGCAUAGCUUUCUUCUCCGGGCUUCAAUUAGGAGGACCUCUUGUUCAAUGGAAGACUCCAUCCCAGACCCACCUUAUAAUACUCUAUCUGCAAGGAAAGGGCCUUGAAGAGCAGAACUGUGGAAGGUUCUGUCUGUGAAUCCUUGAACAGCCAUUUUCAGAAUAAACAGAAACAAUCUAGGGCUCUGACAUUGGAAAAUCAGAAGUCAGCUCUUAGUUGGGCGCAGACUAACCUUUUUUUGUUUGUGUGUUUUAUAAAAAAAAUCUUUUUAAUGCACAAAUGCAACCAGCAUGAAUUCCAUGCAUUUUCAGUGCACAGCUACUACCUGAAGACAAAUUAAGGCAGUUCAGCCUUCACUGAAAUUAAAAUGAUUUCAAGAGUUUAAGGUAAAUUAUUUGAUGCAGAUCCUCAUACUUUUAACAAUGAAUUCAGAUAGUUGAGUGACAAUCACUUUUCAGACUAAAAGGUAGGACUAUUCCAGAUAAGAAAUUGUUUUCUUUCCUUUUAAUAUUAAUGAGAUUGCCAUGCUUCAGAGAAAGUAUAAAUGAAAGUCAGUUAUAUCUGUAGCUAAAAGCAAUGAACAAUUACAUAAAUAAAUAAAUCAGAAGGCAAACAUAAUGAUGAAAGUAAUUAUUUAUCCUCCUGCUAACAUAGGGCAUGCUUUUACCAUUACUCUAAACCUGUGCUCAUGCCUGUCUAGCUCUCUUGCAUUGUUACUCAAGUUACAAAAAAGUCAGUCUUUCUGUUUGCAGUGAUACGAUUCUGACAUUUCCAAACUCAGAUUGAAGUGUUGGUUAUAACCUCUAAAGACCAUAUCACUCCGUUCCAGAUUAUUUUAGGGACCAUUGGAAUCUGCCCAGUCCUUACAAUUAGAAGAAAGGGAUUGGUUGCAGUCUUUGCCCCACAAGAUAACAAAGGAUAAACCAGAAGGUAAGUUUCUGUGGCAGGCCACUACUCAGAACCCUUUAUCCUUGGACAUGUGUCAGGUACCCUGAUGACUUACUUUAGUGACUCAAUUAUUGAGGGUGAUGAAUGUUUAGUUUCGAGUGGUACUCUUUUGUUAUCUUUCAUUCCUGGUAUAGGUAUUGAUCUUUAUGUUUGUAAAUCGCCUGAUGGACAAUGAAGAUACUGAAGUGGUAGAUAGGUUCUAUCUUUUAGGAUCAAACAAUAGUAAAAGAAAUAUGCUGCAGACUAGCACUUGGUACAGUAGCCAUGAAGACCUUGAAAAAUGUAUUUAGAAGAGCUUGAAAAAUGUAUUUGAUGAGUCUAUACCUACAAAGAUCAGAAUUGUUCCAGCCAUAAUAUUCUCUAGUGACACCCUGUGAAGCAAAUGGUGGACUUUGAAAAAGUCAGGUAGAAAGUGUAUUGAUGUUUUUGAACUUCCGAAGAAUACUACAGAUAGCAUAAAAAGCCCCAAACAAAUGUAUCAUCAAACAAAUCAACCCAGAUUUCCCACCUGAGCCACAAAUGAGAGACUCAAAACUAUGAUACUUAGGAUAUAUUAUGCAAAAGAUGACCAGCAGCAAGAUGAAUGGAUUCAGUUAUAGUGAUGAUGGCAGACUUGAAAGACCAGGUUAAGCACAGAUAAUCACAGAAAAAAACUGUGUGGUUAUACAAAUUGACACCAAAUUAAUGGCACAUAAUCAAAUCAUCUGGACUCUGAGGAAUUGGGUGGUAGAGCAAUGUUCAUAAAUAAAUGUUUUGAAGAUGUGGGAAUACUAUGAAUUUCAUUUUUUUUUUCUUUGCACAGGGAAGUGAACAGAUAUAUAUUGCUGAAGAUCUGCAAUAAUCUGGGGUGGCUACAAAGGGAAUAGCAUGUUCUGUAACCCAAUUUAUCAGCUGGAAAGAGCAUUUAGAGUGUGUGUCCUGCCUGCUGUUUUUUCCAAAGUCUGCUGGGUGAAGAUGGCAAUAUUUAUCUCCUAUCCGCAAAUUUAUGCUCCCUCAGUCUUAUGCCAGAGUUGUCAGCUCUGGGAUUGGCAGUCGGGCUCAGCAAAAGGCCUGAGGGGGGUGUACAAAAUCUAUUAUUUCUUCCUAUUCCUCAGACUUACCCAUCUUGGAGAGGUCAAGGUCAGGAUUGCAAGGCUUCUGUGCAAGGUUAUUUAUAUUGAUUAGUUGUAUAUUGUCAUAAAUGGUUGAAUGUCAAAAUUGCCUUGAUUUUUUUGUAUGUUUAGUUUUCACUGCUUUACUAACUAUAGCAACUAUUGCUUGGUAAGGAUUCAAUUUUUUUAAAGAUAGUAUCAUUCAGAUCUGCAAAAAAACUCAGAUUACCAGAUAUAGAGACCAUGAGCAUUUGUUUUAAGACUGUAGUAUUCAAGAUGUAGCUAAUGUCCAAUUUGAAUAAAAUACCUCCUAAGCAACUCCAAUAAUUUCUUAGAAUUUCAAAUGCUACAAAUAAAAUGUGCUGCAAAUUCAAGAGACUUCAUGUUUUUUCUAACAGUGUCACCAUAGCACCAUAUACUUCUGCUAUAACUUGAAUGCAGUACAGGUAGUCCUCAACGUACAACCACAAUUGAGCUGAAAACUUCAGUUGCUGAGACAUUUGUUAAAUGAGAUUUACCCCAUUUUAAGAUCUUUCUUGCCACAGUUAAGUUAGUAACACAGUUAAGUGAAUCUGGCUCCCCUGUUGACUUUGCUUGCCAAAGGUUGCAGAAGGCGAUCACUUGACCCAGGACACUGCAGCUGUCACGAGUCAGUUGCCAAGUGUCUGAAUUCUGAUCAUGUGACCGUGGGAAUGCCACAAUGGUUGUGUGAAAAAUGGUCAUUAAAGUCACUUUUUUCAGUGCUGUGGAAUGGUCAUUAAAUGGAUUGUUGUAUGUCAAAGACUACCUGUACAAUUGAUUCUAGUGCUUUUUCAUUGGAUCUCACCAUAGAACACAACACAAAAAGAACAGGCUUACAAAGGAAUAUUAGAGAAAAUCGUGGAUAAUUUUAAUAUUUACUUGCUGCAAGCCCAGUAUACUAGCAUAGGAAGCAGUAUGCCUCUCAACAAUUUGCUUCUACGAAUUAUGGAUAAGAGGUUAUGUAAUGUUUUUGAUUGACUUCUCUGGGAGUAGGGCUUUGCCUUUAUCUUGCACGAAUAUUCUUAGGCAAUAAUAAACCACUGGCCCAUCUAACUUUUUCUUUGGGGAGGUCUCUUCAGGUCAGUGCUGACACCUGCUGAGUACCUGCACAAGUCUCUUAAGGUUUUUUUGAAAUAUUUCAAAUUGGUUUGCCCUUUCUUGCUUCCUAGGGCUGAGAGAAAGUGACCGGCCCACGGUCACCAUUAAUGAAAUGGUGCAUUCUAGUGGAUCCAUAGCAUGACUGUUUAAAAGGUAUAUGAUUUAUUUAUUUAUUUAUGAGACUUAUAUACCGCUUUAAGUGCAAGCAAUCUCUAAGCGGUGUACACCAGUAAGCAAUGUAUAUUU